Messenger RNA from Siniperca chuatsi (mandarin fish), 2352 nucleotides. It is a transcript of the gene uts2d, whose product is annotated as urotensin 2 domain containing. Bases 1525 to 1893 code for a protein of 122 amino acids. Gene Ontology annotation, molecular function: hormone activity. The record is from RefSeq and is a predicted model, not a curated record. The transcript is spliced from 5 exons. Lineage: Eukaryota; Metazoa; Chordata; Actinopteri; Centrarchiformes; Sinipercidae. Gene Ontology annotation, cellular component: extracellular region. Gene Ontology annotation, biological process: blood vessel diameter maintenance; regulation of blood pressure.
CGGCUCUCUGUGUGUUCUUCUUGUUCUCUCUUCUCUCUCUAAUUUACACAAACAAAUACACACACGUGUCAUGUGAUCUGGUACAGCACCUGGUAUUCUGAUUAUGCUCCCUCUAGUGUUCAGCAUUUCAACAGGUGUCUACCACACCUGCGCCAAGCCUGUUUCCAAUUCAUUUUCUUUACUGAAUGCCAGCCUUUCAACUAUAAUGAUGAACUGGUAUUUGUGGUCCAUUAACUGGCCAACCAAUAACACCAUUAGUAGACGCCCACGGACUAGUACAUACUUAAUGCAGAAUCAGUCUUACUGUUUAUUUUUCAAUGACAUAUUAUAUGGUCAACAUGGCGAUGAUCUCUUUCAUUGGCAGAAACAGGAUUGAUGACUGCAAGGCUUUGGUUCACACAUCACACACAUUUCUUAUAUUAUUAGAAACUCAGAACUAGUUCAAAUGUUUGCAACAGCUCUGAACUAUAUCGCUGUAUCACUUAAAGUAAGGCCUUGGUGCGUGCAGCUGACAUUUAUUUGAUAUGAACAAUAAGAAAAUACCUCCUGUUAUUUGUUUCCCUUGCUAAUUAUGUCUAGUUUGUCUGUAUUUGUGACAUAGGUGUUUCAGGUGCCUCAUCAAUACAUUUAAUUGUACUUUAUAAGACUACAAAUUGGUGAUUCAACCCCCCCCAACAGACAGUCUCCUGACUCUUUCACAUUGCUCCACAUUACUAGUUUUAGUCUUCAUCAAGUCCUUGAGCUGCUGUGUAUUCAAACACUGAAUGACUAAAGUGAUGGAUUCAUGAAAGGUUCUUGGAUGCGAGACACCAGAUGUCAGGCUCCUAAGUCAAGUCUGAAGGGGUGCAAGGCAGCCUGGGGCUUUUAUGAGACCCUCACCAGCCAAAUUCAGCAGGUGCCAGCCAGCUCAUUUCCCUAAAACUUCACAAGCACAAUGCCUGCUCCUCUGGCAGAGGAAUGAGAUGUGAUUUCCUUGAUGCACAAAAUAGACCACAGUGAAUUAGGAGGUGUUGGGUAGUAGGCUCGGCUGCAGUGAUGGAUGUUCCUUCAGCUCCAAAUCAGACCCGAAGCCAAGAUUGAGAAGCUCAUCUCCAGUUAUGAUGCACUUAGAGACCAACACACUCCCAUGUACCAUGUACCUAUUUAAAGAAGCAAUUAAUGUAAAAGAAAAAGACUUGCAAGUGCCAAGAACAUCUGAUUCUGGCCUCUCAUAUCCAACAUGCUGAUUGAUAACUUCCUCUCUCUGUUUGAUUUGCCCAUGUCAGAGUGAUGAAGGGUUACUGGCCUCGCCUACAACGUCAGAACAUCGUAUUUCACUCAGACGCUCCAUGGUCCCUGUGAAAAGGUGGCCUAUUGACAAAAUCCACGAUGACUAGCUAUUGAUUUCAGGACGCGAGGGGCUGACUGGCCCCUCCUCCUGGCACCUGAAAGGAUAAAUAUAUUGACGGGAUGGACCCAAGGCAGUGGAUUGCUUGCCUUGCUUGAGGGAGGGCUUAUAGUGCGGCAUUAGUUUGGGACCAUUCAAUGAAUACUAUGGACAGGGUUACAGUUGUGAACUACUGCUUAGGACUCCUGGGUUUGUUACUACUGCAGGGAGUGCUAAAUGUGGAGGGAAGGAGCAUAUUUAAUCCCGGGAAUCAUGUUUUUAAUCCAAAAGAAGACACAAAUCCCCAGAGCAAGAUUCUAGCAUUGUUACUACACAAGAGCUUAGUUCCUGUUGAAAAGGAUGAUCCUCUAGGUCUUGAGCUGGCCAAUAAACUAGCUGAAUUAGAGGAGCUGCAGGUGCUGAGGGAGGACCUGGAGCUGGAGAGGGAGAUCACAGCCAAUUUGGCAGAAGGCAAAUCCAUAACUAGGAAGAGGGGUGAACCUUGCUUCUGGAAGUACUGUGUCUGACACGGACACAGGAGGAGGAGGACCACUGUGAAAUCUUGCUGCAAAGACCCAACAUAGCCUUAAGACUCAAAACACCAGUAAUAUAAUCACACUGUAUUUAUCCCAGCAAUAUAGAGUUGUACCAUAAUCAAAGUCUUCAAUAAAUGUUUGAUUUCCACUGCACCAAGGUGCUCUCAUGAGAGAUCUAAGGACUGUGGCUGUACAUCUUUAAUCUGUAAAUAAUCAGCUACUCACUGGAAAUACUUGAGGGUCAGAUAUGACAAAAUGUAUUUGACUGCAAAGACAUAUUGUCCUUUUAGCAGGGAUUUUAUUUGCCUGCUGCUUGUGUUUAUGUCGCUCUCUUGUGGCAAAAUUGGGCAUAACAUUUUUUGUACCACUGCCAACAAACAUCCCAUCUGUCACUGCUUUUAGAAAUCCACAGCUGUUCAUUUUACAAAAUAAAUACACUUAUAACUUGAA